UACGAGAUUACUUUAACUGCAUUUACAAUCCCGCUCCUUGUUCAGCGCGGUUCAGAUCCUCUGAACUCCUGUAGGAACCAUUGUCAAGGCGUGUGUGCAGCGGGGGAAGAUAGAGGCUGCGGGGUUUUGCUUGGAGAUGGGCCUGUUGCUAUGAUGGAGCCUGACACGCCGAGAGAUCUGAUGAAGGUAUUGGAGUUGUACAGCGGUAUUGGCGGCAUGCACUAUGCACUGAAAGAAGGCUCUCAUCUAUUGGCAGAUUGGAUCUCAAAUGGCAUCCCAUCAAGAGCUGAGCAGGUGAAAAUCCACAUUCAAGUGGAGAACUACAAAAGUUGCAUUUCUGCUGAAGUUGUUGCUGCCGUUGACAUCAAUACUGUUGCUAAUGAAGUUUAUAAGCACAACUUUCCUAACACUUGCAUUUACCCCAAAACAAUUGAAGGUAUAACAUUAGCUGAGUUCAACAAAUUCGACUUUGAUAUGAUCUUGAUGAGUCCUCCUUGUCAGCCAUUCACAAGAUUAGGUGCUCAGAAAGAUAUAUUGGAUUCCAGGAUCAAGAGCUUUUUGUACAUUCUUGAUUUACUACCAAGCCUUAUAAAGCCUCCAAAAUAUUUUCUUCUUGAAAAUGUCAAAGGAUUUGAUACAUCUGUUGCAAGAGAUAAAUUGAUACAAACUCUGAAGAAUUGCGGAUAUUCAUACCAGGAAUUCCUACUCUCUCCAACCUUGCUGGGAAUACCAAACUCAAGACUACGAUAUUUUCUCCUUGCCAAGCUCCAACCUGAUGCUUUUUGCUUCCAAACUUCCAGUCAGGUACUUGAACAAUUCCCAGACUGCGUGGAAGUGACAAUUUCUAGUUCUAGUCAGAUGUUAUUUGCUGAUGGUAGCAAACAGGAGGAGAAUAACUCAAAUUGUUCUGCUAAUGAAAUCAUGAACAGAGGAGAUGAGACCGUGCUUUACAAAUUAGAGACAUUAGGACAUGUGAAACAGAAACAAAGCCAGGACAAUAAUUCAUCAAUACAAAUGAUCCAGAAUUUCUUGGAGGAACAACUGGAAGACCCAAGCCCAUACUUCAUAUCUCCAAAGUCCUUAUUAAGAUAUGCUUUGAUACUGGACAUAGUUGGACCAACUUGCAGAAGAUCAGUUUGUUUCACAAAAGGGUAUGGUUGUUACAUGGAAGGAACAGGUUCAGUGUUGAAGACUGCUUCAAAUGUAGAGCUUGCCUUAGUAUUCCUGUCAUUUGAGUCAUUAUCAGAAGAUGAAAAAUUGACCCAACUGGCAAAAUUGAAACUUCGAUAUUUCACCCCAAGAGAAAUAGCAAAUCUCCAUGGAUUUCCUCCAGAAUUCAGUUUUCCUGAGAAAAUUUCACUGAAACAAAGAUACCGCUUGCUGGGAAAUAGCCUCAAUAUCCAUGUGGUAGCCAAGCUUAUUAAAUUGAUGGUUGAUUGAUGCUGAAAACAGAAUUUUUAUGAUGUAUAAUAUAUAAAAAUGUAUGUUUACUUUUGCCAGCAAGUAAUAGAUUAUAUGAAAAGGUUUCUAAUAAUGUUCAUCAGAAGUAAUUGUGAUUUCAUUAAGACUAAUUAAUUUACAAAGUUUGUAUUUGUGUAGAUGUCUUGGAGCAUUUUUAUCAUUUGCUCCUCUUGCAUGUACAAGUGAAUCAUAGCUCAAUCUGAAUGAUUUGCUGUAGUUUUUGACUUAAACUUGUUAUUGCCAUAUAUUGUAAUGAAAACUCAUUAAAAUAAUUCUUGAUGUACAUAUUAAAUGGUGCCUGUUUCUAAUAAAGAUUUUUAAGAACUCUGUAAAUUUACGAAUAUUUUUGGCUAUCAGAUUGCAACCUACUAAAC
This is a messenger RNA of Hypanus sabinus (Atlantic stingray), 1835 nucleotides long. It is a transcript of the gene trdmt1, whose product is annotated as tRNA aspartic acid methyltransferase 1. The coding region runs from base 151 to 1440 and encodes 429 amino acids. NCBI's taxonomy places the organism in Eukaryota, Metazoa, Chordata, Chondrichthyes, Myliobatiformes, Dasyatidae. Gene Ontology annotation, molecular function: methyltransferase activity. The record is from RefSeq and is a predicted model, not a curated record. The transcript is spliced from 12 exons.